AUGAGCAGCCUCAGACCACUUCAUGGCGCCUGCAACUGCGGGCGCAUUAUGUAUUCCGUGGUCGUUCCGGAGGACGCAACAGAGCGAGCACAAGUCUACUUCGACGACAGCAGCGACAGCAGGCGAAGUCAGGCCACACCGUUAACAGCAUGGCUGCGGGUUCCCUUAACCUGGUACUUCUCGUCGACACAAGCCUUUUUCCCUGACGAAACCCAUUCCUCAAUCCGACGCACCUUCUCUCCAGUACAUGAACCCCACAGUCAGCGUGUGUUUUGUGGCUACUGUGGAACGCAUCUGUCCUACUGGACCGAACAACCCUCCACUGAAGCAGAGUACAUGAACAUCACUCUGGGCAGUCUAUUGAGUCGGGACUUGCAGGCACUUCAAGACCUGGAUCUGCUCCCUGAAGACUUUGAUAUGGAGGAUGUGCAGCCCAGCCAGCAGAGUCAGGUUCAACCCCCAACAGAGCAAGCCGUCAUCAGUCAAGGGAACCAACCAGGGCUCACCCGAACACAGCGGACCGGAAAGCGGGGAGGACUGUCUUGGUUUGAAGAGCUACUUGAGGGCAGCCGUCUAGGCCGCACACAGAAUAUCAGACGUGGCGUGGGAGUUAGUGCAGACGGUUCUACCUCGGUGGAAUGGGAGAUUUCCGAAUACAUCGACGAUGGAAGCGACGAGCUGGAAUCUGCCUCCACACCAACGGGCUCGAAACGCAAGAUAGGCGAUGUGGGCAUGGUGUUGUGA
Molecule: messenger RNA, 744 nt
Organism: Capronia coronata CBS 617.96
Lineage: Eukaryota; Fungi; Ascomycota; Eurotiomycetes; Chaetothyriales; Herpotrichiellaceae
Exons: 2
Coding region: 1-744 (247 amino acids)
Source: RefSeq, a predicted model, not a curated record